This is a messenger RNA of Coniosporium apollinis CBS 100218, 1587 nucleotides long. RefSeq lists its product as uncharacterized. Bases 1 to 1587 code for a protein of 528 amino acids. NCBI's taxonomy places the organism in Eukaryota, Fungi, Ascomycota, Dothideomycetes. Gene Ontology annotation, biological process: DNA-templated transcription. The transcript has 2 exons. Gene Ontology annotation, molecular function: DNA binding; zinc ion binding. The record is from RefSeq and is a predicted model, not a curated record.
AUGCCUGGCAUGGCAAUGACCAGGGAGAAUUCUCAAGAACCGGACCGCGAGGAACCAGAAGACACUACGCUAGUGUCUGCCCCGAUGGCUAGCCUCUUCGAGGUUACGAAACUCCGAAACCUGCGCAGUUAUUCGGAUAAUAAACGUCAUGAUCGAUCACCUGGCACCACCCUUCAGAAUGAUUUCAUCUCGCGGGGCCUAGUCGGCCAAGCUCAGGCCGAAGAGCUGUUCCGGAUAUUCAGCGGCCCUCUAAAUCAGUACCUCUGGGGUGGGAUAGCCUUAAUACAUGAUAGCUUGGAUGCCGUACGCAAGUCAUCCUCUUUGCUUUUGGCAGCCAUACUCACGGUCACGGCGCUACACGUUCCGGGCAACGAGCGGGUGUUCGACAUCGCUUACAGCGAGUUCUUGGCACAUGUCUCCGGAUCCAUGUUCGACCGCUACCAUUCCUUGGACGAUGUGCGGGCGUUGGCAAUCGGAGCUUUUUGGCUAAGUGAUGUCAGCUGGAAGCUUUCCGGUCACGCCGUUCGCAUCGCAACGGAACUGCAGCUGCAUCUGAGCUUUGCCAAAGCAAUCGAGGGUCAUCAGGAUCACGUCGAAAAGGGGCGAUUAUGGGCCUUCCUAUACGUAUGCGAUCAUCACUUCUCAAUCGCCUACGGAAGGCCUCCAGUUAUCCACGAGGACUUAGCCAUUACGAAUCAUGAAGCAUUCCUACAACUACCUGGUAUCACGAAUGCGGAUUUCCGACUACACUCACAGGUCUCCAUGUUCGUCAUCCUGAGCCGCAUAUACGAAACAUUUGGUCCGGACAGCACUAAGCCGCUGAACGCCGAGGGUCUCAAGCUGUUACACCUCUUCAACAGCCAACUUGACGAAUGGAAGAUGAAGUGGGAGUCUCGGUUAGCUCCUAAUCCUCACAUCAACGCAUAUCCCGGCAAAGGGGUGCUCCUCCACCAUCAGUUCGGCAAGUUGCAGCUGAAUUCACUAGCAUUGAGGGGCAUGGCGCCUUCCACCCUGUGCGAUACAUCGCCAGAGUCUUCUGAACGUCGCUUGUUCGCAAAUCGUGCAGUUCAGAACGCAGUCUCAGCAUUGGAUAUUGUCCUUGAAGAACCGGAUAUCCGCCGAGCGCUCGUCGGUGUCCCCAUAUAUCUGCUUACCACUGUCACAUUCGCAACGGUCUUCCUGCUGAAAGUACGUCUGAAUUGGCAUUCGGCAUGUCUGGACGUCGACUCUUCGCUCAUACUGAGCCUUGUCGAACGCAUCGUCGAGCUUCUGAGGGAUGCCAGGGCAAGUGACCGCCACUUGGCACGGCACAUAUCCAAAGGUCUACGGAAUCUUGUGGACAGGUUUAAGGAGCAAGACCGACAGGCGUCAAGGACUGCAUCUAGUGUCUCGCAACAGCACAUUAGUAUCCCGGCCGCGCCUACAACCGCCGCCGAGGACUUCCAGACCAUGGACAAUCAGAUAGCCUGGCCGCAAGGGCAAAUGGAUUUUGGAACGAUGUGGGGCGAUUUCGACAGUUGGGGCAUGGACGAGAAUUAUCUGCCUCUAGGCAUGUUCAACACGCUCGCCAGUCAGAUACCUGGGUAG